This is a messenger RNA of Hydra vulgaris (swiftwater hydra), 1390 nucleotides long. The record is from RefSeq and is a predicted model, not a curated record. NCBI's taxonomy places the organism in Eukaryota, Metazoa, Cnidaria, Hydrozoa, Anthoathecata, Hydridae.
UGUUAUAUCUAUUCAUACAUUUCUUACAAUUGCUUUAAUUUAUUUGGGCAGCUUUUUAAAUAUAUAGUGUAAAAUUAUGAACUACAUUUACACAUUUUAUUAUUUCUUUGUUUUGAAGUUUAAAUUUGCAGAAUGUUAGUUCUUGAAGUAUCUUUGAACGUUGUUUAGCAGGAUGUAAUUGUAUUACUCUUAUAUGGUAAAUAAUAGGUAAAUAAUAAUAGGUCUUAUAUGGUAAUUAACUAUUUUUUUUUUCUUUAUUUAAAUUAAGCAAAUUUUUUUUUUUAAUAUUUUGUAUUUGAAAUUUUUUUUAUAACAGAUGUCUUAUUCAGUAGUUAUUUUUAAUAUUGAUAAUGAAGUGGCAACAGUGUCCAGUAAAUGGUUUAAAGAUUCAGGAUGCGUUUUGUGGCCCAACUGUAGAGUAGGGAAGAAAUUGCAAAACAUGUUACUAAACCAUGAAGAGCCAGGUGCUGACUGGAUUUCUUAUGAAGUACGAGUGUUGUCCAGUAACAUCUUAACUCUCAAAUCAGCAAGGGCAAAGGAGCGACUAGCUGAGGAAAAUUCUGAUCUUAGUUCAGCUGAAGAUGGUAGCAGAAUUAUAUAUGCCCCUAGCAGAUUUAACAGUCAAGAAUAUUGUCAACCACCAUCCAAAAUCAGCAAAUUAACUUCAAAUAGCCAUACCACUUCCUAUUUAAACAACCCCUUGAUUCCUCAUGCACCAUCACUAGUUUCUAAUCCAUCUUUAAUUCAAACUUCAGCAUCGUUUUCUAAUAAAUCAGCACUAGUUCCUGAUUUUUCAAUUUCAAACUCUGUUCAAACUCCAACACCAAUCUCUACUAAUGUUCCUUGUGCACAUCAUUGUACGCAUGUUGUUACGUGGUUUGAGAAAUUAUUUAAAGAAAUACAACAAAUGCGUGCAGAACAGACUGUGAUAAAUCAUCGUUUAGAUCAACAAUGUCAAAAUGAGCAUCAGCAUGUAGAUAGCCAUUUUUUGAAUUGUCUUCCAUUUGAGAGUGAAGUUGAUUUUGAACAAUUCGGUAUAGAGAUAGAUAGUGACAAUGGAAAACGAACUUCUUUGAUACGUUAUUUGCGGAAGAGGUCAGACUCAAAUGUCAACAAGACCAUUCUAAAUAUAUUAAGAAGUUUAUUAAAGGACAAUGUUCUUAGUUGUUAUUCUAGAGAUGGGAAACGCGGAAAAAAAAGUUUUUCUUCAGCAAAGGGAAACUUUGUUUCCAUAAUUCUAGAUGUUGUUUUGAAAGUUCAUAAAGGUGUGUCGUUGGUCCAAAUAAAUGUUGCGAUUUCGGAACAAUUAAAGAGACUCAAUCAAAGAAAUCGAAAUUCUAAGUCUACAACAGCUGAAGAAACUACACCUGAAAUUCCAGAGUUUGAUUAA